Molecule: messenger RNA, 1093 nt
Organism: Marasmius oreades (fairy-ring Marasmius)
Lineage: Eukaryota; Fungi; Basidiomycota; Agaricomycetes; Agaricales; Marasmiaceae
Exons: 2
Coding region: 127-1005 (292 amino acids)
Source: RefSeq, a predicted model, not a curated record
AGCCUUUCCCAUACCUGCUCCAACCUCCAUGGAUGCAUGACGUUCGUCAAGAUAUAGGCCGAAGCCCAGAGCUUUGAAUCAACAGCUUGCGCUCUGAAUCAGCAUUGUAAUUUGAUCAUAAUCCUCAUGGCAUCGAACACUAGCCUCCAGUUGAAGGACUUCGAGAUCGUAUUCUUCGAUGUAUACGGGACAUUAUGUGAUUGGGAAACCGAAAUAUACAAAUGCUUGAAACCACUCCUCUCCAGAUUCCCCGCAUCUUCAAAAUGGUCCCGCAAGGAAGCACUAGAGGCCUUUACAGCCAUCGAAAUCGAUCUUCAGGCGAAGCAUCCUGGACUGCUCUACAGAGAUCUCCUUGCGAAAGCACACGAAGUGAUGGGGGAAAGAUUGAAAGCCGCAUCCGGCCAGGAAGUUCGUACGACUACUCUCGAAGGCGAUCCUAGCACCAUCGGCGCCUCUUCCUCAGGAGCAACAACGUCCACAGCCGCUUCUGAGAGCAAACCGUUUGAGAACCCGCACAUAGCCUUCGGAAACUCUAUCAAAGAUUGGUCGCCAUUCCCAGACACGGUAGAAGCAUUACGCACUCUAUCAAAGUACUACAAACUUUGCGUACUUUCCAAUGUCGACCGCACCUCUUUCGCCCACACCUUGGCCAAACUCUCCGGAGACGAGUCACAUCCGGAACUUUACCAACCACCUACAGAAUCCGACAAGUUAUGGUUCCCACAAGAAGUUCCCAAUUCCAAAUCCCCGUUCACCUUGAUCCUAACAGCACAAGACGUCGGAAGUUACAAACCAGCUUUACACGGAUUCGAGGUUGCGCUUGAUAUUGUCCAAAAGGAUCCACACUUUGGGAAGAGUAACAGGGAUGUGAAACAGAGGGUCCUUUGGGUAGCCCAGAGCUUGCACCACGACGUCAAUCCCGCGACCAAGAUUGGUAUCAAGUGUGUUUGGAUCGAUAGGGCAGGGGCAGCAAUGGGCUUAAACGGAGGGCAUAAUUAUACAUGAAAGUCGGAAACUUUGGGGCAGUUGGCUGAACAGGUGUCUAAGGAAUGAUACCAUUACCACUCGAAAUCAAAUGUAGUUUUAUCGCACU